Punica granatum (pomegranate) is the source of this 839-nucleotide messenger RNA. The record is from RefSeq and is a predicted model, not a curated record. Lineage: Eukaryota; Viridiplantae; Streptophyta; Magnoliopsida; Myrtales; Lythraceae.
CCUUUUCACUCUCUUUCUCUCUCUACUUUUACCCCUAUAUAUAAGCAAGCCAAGCACUCUAACUUGCUCCCAUGCGCUCACUUAGAAUCAUAUAGUUCUCCUCAGAUACCAUAUCUCCUUCCCUUUCUCUCUCUCUACUCUUGUUUUGUAAUUUGAAUCAGAGACUUUGACUGCUUCGUCCAUAACCAGUUGAAGCUAGAUAUAAAAACAUUCUCAGACCCUUUCUCCGAACAAUGUCGAGCAGAAGAUCGUCGCGUUCGCGUCACUCCAACGACGUCUCCAACAACAUGAGUAUCACCGACCAUCAGAUAUCCGAUCUCGUCUCCAAGCUGCAGCAUCUCGUUCCCGAGCUCCGUCGCCGCCCCUCCGACAAGGUCUCGGCGUCGAAGGUCCUGCAGGAGAUUUGCAACUACAUAAGGAGCUUGCACCAGGAGGUGGAUGGUUUGAGCCACCAGCUAGCCCAGCUUCUGGGGUCUGACGACACUGAUAGCGACCAAGCGGCCAUUAUCAGGAGCUUACUCAUGUACUGAUUCACCUUAAAGCAAUAUCAACGACGCCUCUCUCUUUGUUAAUUCUAGUAUAACUAGUUAGGUUUUUAAGUACGUCGAACGUGUUAUCGGCGGGAAGAGAUGAUAUUGAGCGAGUUAGUUCAUGGGCCAUGCAUGCCCUCAUUGGUGCAUGUUUAGCUUCUAAUGUAGGCCCCAGUGAUCGACAAACCAAUUGACAGUGUCGCCCCGUUAGACAGAGGGCAACUUCAACUUGUGUUAUGGUCGAGGAAACUUAUUAAUCCUUAUAAUUUCGAUUUAUCACGUUGCUAUUUUAAUCAAGAUAUUAUAUUA